Messenger RNA from Lithohypha guttulata, 1062 nucleotides. It is a transcript of the gene GPA1, whose product is annotated as guanine nucleotide-binding protein subunit alpha. The coding region runs from base 1 to 1062 and encodes 353 amino acids. The transcript is spliced from 5 exons. Gene Ontology annotation, biological process: G protein-coupled receptor signaling pathway. NCBI's taxonomy places the organism in Eukaryota, Fungi, Ascomycota, Eurotiomycetes, Chaetothyriales, Trichomeriaceae. Gene Ontology annotation, molecular function: GTP binding; G-protein beta/gamma-subunit complex binding; GTPase activity. Gene Ontology annotation, cellular component: heterotrimeric G-protein complex. The record is from RefSeq and is a predicted model, not a curated record.
AUGGGUUGCGGCGCGAGCAAAGAAGAUACAGCGGGCAAAGUUCGUAACGAUGAGAUCGAGAACCAGCUCAAACGCGACAAGAUGGCUCAGAGGAAUGAAAUCAAGAUGCUGCUACUUGGUGCUGGUGAAUCCGGAAAGUCAACCAUUCUCAAGCAGAUGAAGCUCAUCCACGAAGGCGGCUAUUCGAGAGACGAGAGAGAGUCCUUCAAGGAGAUCAUUUACAGCAAUACAGUGCAAUCGAUGAGGGUCAUCCUUGAGGCUAUGGAGUCCUUAGAACUUCCAUUAGACGAUCAGCGAGCAGAAUACCAUGUCCAGACAAUAUUUAUGCAACCACCACAAAUCGAAGGUGAAAGCAUGCCACCAGAGGUUGGAGCCGCCAUCAAGGCUCUAUGGCAAGAUGCUGGUGUACAAGAAUGCUUCAAGCGCUCUCGCGAAUACCAAUUGAACGACUCGGCUAGAUACUAUUUCGACUCAAUCGACCGUAUCGCCGCUCACGACUACCUUCCAAAUGAUCAGGACGUUCUCAGGUCGCGUGUGAAGACGACUGGUAUCACAGAAACAACCUUCAUUAUUGGGGACUUAACAUACAGAAUGUUCGACGUUGGUGGACAAAGAUCGGAACGGAAGAAGUGGAUUCAUUGCUUCGAAAAUGUGACGACCAUCCUCUUCCUCGUUGCCAUUUCCGAGUACGACCAGCUGCUGUUCGAAGACGAAACCGUCAACCGUAUGCAGGAAGCCCUCACUCUGUUUGACAGCAUCUGCAACUCCAGGUGGUUUAUCAAGACCAGCAUCAUUCUGUUUUUGAACAAGAUUGAUCGCUUCAAGGAGAAGCUUCCUGUGAGCCCUAUGCAAAAUUAUUUCCCAGACUACGAUGGUGGUGCCGAUUAUGCUGCUGCAUGCGAUUAUAUCCUGAACAGGUUCGUCUCUCUGAACCAGGCAGAGACCAAGCAAAUCUAUACACAUUUCACUUGUGCCACCGACACGACCCAAAUACGUUUCGUCAUGGGUGCUGUCAACGACAUAAUCAUUCAGGAGAAUUUAAGGCAAUGCGGACUGAUAUGA